Lachancea thermotolerans CBS 6340 is the source of this 1191-nucleotide messenger RNA. It is a transcript of the gene NOP13, whose product is annotated as Nop13p. The transcript has a single exon. NCBI's taxonomy places the organism in Eukaryota, Fungi, Ascomycota, Saccharomycetes, Saccharomycetales, Saccharomycetaceae. Bases 1 to 1191 code for a protein of 396 amino acids. The record is from RefSeq and is a predicted model, not a curated record. Gene Ontology annotation, molecular function: RNA binding.
AUGGCUAGCAACAAUAAAUCCGAGGAGGUCGUAGACAAGGUCGAGGACAAGAGUGCCAAAGAGCAAGAGAUUGAAAAGGCACUACAGGACCAAACAAAAAAGAGAAAAGCGGAAGAUGAGAUUGAAAUUGACUUGAACCAAACAGUGCCACUGUCCAAGAAACAGAAGAGACUGCUGAGAAGGGGAAAAGUCACCUUGGAAGAACUUAAUGAGAAGUUCAACCUGGAUCCUUCAUCCGUGAAGGAGUAUCAAAAAGAGAUCGAAGGAAAGACACAGAGCGAGAAAAAGGAGGGUGUCGAAGAAGGAGAGGAAGAGGUUCAAGAAGACGCAUCCUCGGCUUCGCAAAAGGCCAAAAAGGAUAAGAAGUUCGGCGUUUGGAUCGGGAACCUUACGUUUGACACUUCAAAGGAGGAUCUAUGCCGUUUCUUCAUUGCUAAGACAAAGGAGUUGGACCCAGACUCAAGAGUCGAAGAGAGCGACAUCUUGCGCGUCAACCUUCCUUUGGCACAGAAUGACGGAAAACAGGUCAAAAACAAAGGCUUUGCUCAUAUGAACUUCAGGACUCAAAAACAAAUGGAUGCCGUGAUUGCUUUGAGCGAGUCGCACCUCAACGGCAGAAACAUGCUUAUCAAAAACUCUGCAUCUUUCGACGGGCGCCCAGACAAAAACGAUCUUAUUUCGAUGUCUAAAAACCCUCCUUCUAGAAUCUUGUUCGUGGGAAACCUGUCAUUUGACACCACCGACGAGCUCUUGAAGAAGCACUUCCAGCACUGUGGAGAAAUCGUUAAAAUUAGAAUGGCUACCUUCCAAGACACAGGGAAAUGCAAGGGUUUCGCUUUUGUUGACUUCAAAAACGAGGAGGGACCUACCAACGCCCUGAAGGACAAGACUUGCAGAAGGAUUGCUGGUCGGCCUCUAAGAAUGGAAUUCGGCGAGGACAGAAGCAAGCGUCAAGUCAAGAGAAGAGUUCCACAGGCUAGCGAGACAUUAUCCAGUACAAGUGGGCCAUCCUUGCGUGAGGAGCCUUCUACAAGCGCCCCACCUAUCAGAGAGAGAAAGCCCGUGAAGAAGCACAGAGAGCCUUCUUACAAAGACAAGAACAACCGUCUGAAGAGUAGUGUGGCGCUAGCUAGCGCACCAAGAGCUUCUGCGGCUAUUGUGCCCUCGCAAGGCAAAAAAAUCACCUUUUAG